AGGCUAGUUUGUAUAUAUAUAGAUUAGAGAGCAGACAGAGAUUAGACAGCAGAUAGAAAUGUCCUAGCGUGCAGAAGGCUAGUUUGUAUGUAUAUAGAUAGCGUGCAGAAGGCUAAUUUGUAUGUAUAUAGAUUAGAGAGCAGACAGAGAUUAGACAGCAGAUGGAAAUGUCCUAGCGUGCAGAAGGCUAGUUUGUAUAUAUAUAUAUAGAUUAGAGAGCAGACGGGGAUUAGUACGAGCGUGCAGAAGGCUAGUUUGUAUAUAUAUAGAUUAGAGAGCAGACGGAGAUUAGAAAUGAAUAGCAGAGAAGGGAGAUGGUCUCUUCGUGGAAUGACAGCUCUUGUCACUGGUGGAACCAAAGGAAUUGGGUAUGCGAUAGUGGAGGAAUUGGCAGGGCUGGGUGCAAUUGUGCAUACUUGUUCCCGAAAUGAAGUUGACCUUAAUGACUGCCAGAGUCAGUGGAAGAAGAAGGGUUUCCAAGUUACUGGCUCAGUCUGUGAUGUGGUGUCUAAAACCCAAAGAGAAGAGCUUAUAAACAAGGUUUCAUCACUCUUUGAUGGCAAACUUAACAUUUUUAUAAACAAUGUGGGGACUGCCGUACCGAAGGCAACGCUAGAGUACACAGCUGAAGAUUACUCAUUCAUGAUGAGUACCAAUCUUGAAUCUGCUUACAACUUGUGCCAACUUACGCACCCUCUUCUCAAAGCUUCAGGAGUCGCUAACAUCGUUUUUGUGUCCUCUGUUGCUGGUGUGGUCUCAGCAAGUGUCGGUUCUAUAUAUUCUGCCACUAAAGGUGCAAUGAAUCAGUUAGCAAAAAACUUGGCAUGUGAGUGGGCGAAAGAUAACAUAAGGACCAAUAGUGUGGCACCUUGGUUCAUCAGGACUCCCCUCGUUGAACCUGAAAAUCGAAAUUGAAUUUAAGAUACAUUAGUGAAUUCUUUUAACGACUUGUAUUACAAUCAUUUCAUAACUUCAAGCCAAUCAAUAUUUCAUUGAUGAGUCUGCCAAAAGUAGAUAGUAAAAAUUAGAUUAAAAAGUUGGGGUUUGCCAAAAGUUCAUAUGUCUUUUGUUUAUUCAUGUAUAGGUUCAAUUUUAGACCUGACUUGUUUACAGCAAGUUUUUUGUUGAAAAGUUUACAGCAAGUUUAGAUCAUACUUCUAGUCUUAAUUAAUUUGUUUACGAAGAGCUUGACCAAUUAUUAAGAUCAUCGGUAAUAUAUGUGUCCUACACAUCCAUUCUCUUUUCA
Messenger RNA from Pyrus x bretschneideri (Chinese white pear), 1246 nucleotides. RefSeq names its product tropinone reductase homolog At1g07440-like. Gene Ontology annotation, molecular function: oxidoreductase activity. The record is from RefSeq and is a predicted model, not a curated record. Bases 295 to 915 code for a protein of 206 amino acids. The transcript is spliced from 5 exons. NCBI's taxonomy places the organism in Eukaryota, Viridiplantae, Streptophyta, Magnoliopsida, Rosales, Rosaceae.